This is a messenger RNA of Cutaneotrichosporon cavernicola, 3309 nucleotides long. RefSeq lists its product as uncharacterized. The transcript is spliced from 2 exons. The coding region runs from base 1 to 3309 and encodes 1102 amino acids. The record is from RefSeq and is a predicted model, not a curated record. NCBI's taxonomy places the organism in Eukaryota, Fungi, Basidiomycota, Tremellomycetes, Trichosporonales, Trichosporonaceae.
AUGAACGAGCACCCAAGUUUCAGCCGCCUAGCGCUGGCCGCCGCUCUGAUCGAAUACGACAACGACAUUGACGACCCCUACAAGGAAUAUAUCGACCACCGCACCUCGGCUGUUUUCAGGCAAUUCACGCAGCAGCGGCGCGCGCCCUCCCUCCCUCCCCUAGUCACGCGGGGACAAGGCUUCGCCGGCGUCGGCGCCGGAAAGGGCACGGCACUCCCUCUCCCGCCUGGCAGUGCUGCCCGGUCGACGUUCAGCGCACACUCGGGAGAUAUGCCACCCGACAUUCCGCCCGACGUGAAUAUCGAUCUAGAUGAUUGGGACUUGCCGGAGCAUAUGGUUAGCGAGGAGGCGAAGCUGCAGCACAUGUCGCCAGCUAACCCUCUAUCUCCCUCCCACCCCCCGUCCCAACCCCUCUCCCCCCUCUCCCCACUCGCAAACGUUCCCGGAGCACCCGACUAUCCACCUUCACCUGCCUACGCAUCCCCCUCGUAUGGUCCAGGAUCGCCGCGCGAUGCCACCUUUGCGGCCGAGGCGCACGGCGCGUCCGCGCGUGCUGGUCACGGUCGGACUAUAUCUGAGGUCUCGAUGCCUGUUCACCGUCCACGCUCCAUUCACCUUGAGAGUAUCAGCGACAACACACAGGAAUACAUGGACGAGAUGCCUGGUCGGCACAGUCUCGACGCGUACGGCGCUGAGGCGGACGCCGCCGUGCGUGGAGCAGGAAGCGUGCAAAGCAGGCCCAGUGCGGAUUCGCACAAUAGACGCCAAUCUAUCCUCGGCCACCUAAACCUUGAGGAUGACUAUGGGCGACCCGCUGCGCCCAUCAUGGUCCGCCUUCCGGACUCACCGACGAGCGAGCGCUUUGGGAGACCAGUUGGAUCUCGUCCACCAGUCCCCCGUUCACCUGAGGGCCGUGCGCCCUCGCGCGGCCUUGUUAUCGACGAGCAGGACAUUCUUGCCAACGCGUUCGAGAUGCCCGGCCCUCCUCCCGAGCUCGGGGCCCGCUUCACACCAGGCGGGUUGCAUCGACUCAGCCUCAAUCUCGAACAAAUUGACAGCCACAGCGACAGCGGGAGGCCCGCGCGCCGCCCCUCGCUCGUAUACCUCGACCGCCCGGACAGCGUCGCGAGCGGACCACCGGGCUCAUUUUACGGGCCCGGCAGCGAGGUCGACGCAGGCUCGCCGACCCGGCCGGUAUUCGAUGACAUCCCCACUGCUGAGGAGUAUGGACGACCCCUCCGCCCCGCAAAGUACAACAACCAAGCUUACCGCAUGGCGCGGCAUCAGCUGCUCCGUCCCAAGACGCUCAUCAUGCCCAGCGUUCUGGAGGGCACUGAGCGGCCGACGGCGACGGUGCACAUUCCCGAGGGCUUUACACUCGGUGAGAAGCCGCUGCCUGAAGACGCACGUGCGAGUAUCCUCAACCAGGGCAAGGGCGUUCCGCUCUCGCUUGCACAGCGGACGUUUGCGAGCUCGCUCAUGGUUGGCGGAGCGCGCGACGACGACUUCUUCCAGGGCCAGGCUGCGGAGGGCGAGGUUUUACCUGGCGGCUUAACGGAGGAGGAGCGGUUCGCGGUCGAGCAGGAGCGACGCCAGCCAGGCAAGCUGUAUGGCACGAGUCUGAUUGACCAGCUCGAGGCGCGAAAGACGGCGCUGUCGAACAAGAAGCGGGUGUUCUACGGCGACAACCGCCCGUCCAUGAUGGCACGCAGUACUCAGUCUGCCUUCCUCGCUCCGCCGGGUCAGGGACCUCCCGACGGUGACCCGGGUCAGCGGCCAAUGUCCUACGCACCCGGCGGCAGCGAUCGGCCCAUUUCGAUGGCCGUAAACGACCCCAGACCCAAGAGCUACGCGCCUGGUGUGCCGGCCCUCAACUUACCCGACGAGGACGCCGAGGAGGGCGACCUCGGCACGGCGAACCGCACACGUAACGUGCGCAGCGUCUUCGGCACUGACAUGGUGUGGGAACGUGAGAUGGCCAAGUUGCGCGAGUUGCAGUUGGCCCAAGCGCGUGCGAACGAGGAGGAGGAUGUGCGUAAGCACGCAAAGGAGGAGGCCAAGCAGGCCAAGAUCGACGCCCGCGAGAGUAAGAUGUACCACACGUCUCAGCGCAAGUCGCUAUUCGGUGUCGGGAGCGGCAACUCGCGCAAGAGCAUGCUCAACCCUGAAUUCGUGCCCGAGAACGACCCGAAUUUCGUGCGGCCCAUGAGCAUAGCCUUCGGCCCUGGCGGUAUGAUAAUCCCCACUGGCAACGAGGACACGGGAGACGAGAGCGACGACGAGGGAGAGAGCGACCGUCCGUACGACGCUAGCCCACGCACCUCGCGCGAUCGGCCACCUACUGUCUACUCGGACCGUCCAGCCACGACCUACUCUGACCGCCCACCCACCCACAUGCUCGACGUCGAAGGACCCGAGCUCACGAGCAGAAUCUUCCAGCCGCCUGCCCCGGCCCUUUCGCGUCGCUCUGGCAGUCGCCUCGGUGCUGAGACGUGGUACCGGGACAGUGACGACGAUGAAGAUAUGCCGCUGAGCCGGAGCAAGGGGCGGCCCGCGCCAGCCCCGAUCCAGGUGGUCGAGUCGGGGUACGAGUCGGACUCGGAGGAGGACGUGCCGCUCUCGCGUCUCAAGGUCGUCGACUCUGACGAGGAGUUGCCUCUGUCGCAGUUACGCAAAGGCCCGGCGGUGGGUACGCCAACGACGGCCACGAGUGCGACAGUUCGUCCCAAGUCGGGCGCACCGAGUCUCCCCGUCCUUGGCGACCUGGCCAACUUCGACAUUACCCCCACCUCGCCCCUGUCUCCGCCAUCCGGCCGCAACAGUCCACCCGUCGGCGCGUCGGCCGGCCUCAGUGGCGAUGAGGACGAGGACGAGGACGAGGUACCGCUCUUCGUGCGCAAGGCUCGGCAACGCGCGAGCCAGCCCAAGACGAAGGAGGAGAUCGAAGACGACCUCCCCCUCGGUUGGAAACAUGCCGGAGGUGGAAGCAACCGAACCACGCAGAUGACGCCGAGCUUUUACCAACAGCCUGGUAUGCCAUACUCGCCCUAUGGCCCAGCUAUGGGGAUGGGCGGCAUGGGAAUGGGCGGCAUGGGCAUGGGCAUGGGCAUGAUGCCCAUGAACAUGGGAUCGCAGAUGAUGCCGAUGAGCCCUAUGGGUCCGAUGUUGGGCGCACCGAUGCCAUACCAGCCAGGCCAACCCGGCCUCGAGAUGCCCGACCCCGGGAGCAACAUCGACCGGUGGCGACAGAACGUGAGCGGCAGAGCGGGCAGUGUGGCCAGCAGCGCACCGAGCCAUGUGGGCCGCUAG